CUUUUAUGUAAAUGCUUGAAUUAAAUUUUCAAAAGGACGGCCCUUUCGUUUGCCCAAUGAAAAUGAAGCGCGGCAGACACCUGGCUAUAAACCCAGGAAGGAACCCAAAACCUCAAUCAGAAAUCCGCUGAAAAAACCCCGCAGAGGCACAGCACGCAGGCAGACGAGCGGAGAGACGGCCGUGAUGACUUCCAGUAAGAUCGAGAUCCCGGGAGAGGUGAAGAGCGACCCCGCUGCUCUUAUGGCAUCCCUCCAGCUGAUGCCCUCACCGGUGCCCAACCCGGAGAUCAAGUAUACAAAGAUUUUCAUCAACAAUGAGUGGCAGGACUCUGUUAGUGGGAAGGUCUUUCCUGCCUACAAUCCGGCUACUGGAGAGCAGAUCUGUGAGGUCCAGGAGGCAGAAAAGGCGGACGUUGAUAAAGCGGUGCAGGCAGCUCGCCUUGCCUUUUCUUUGGGCUCUGUUUGGAGGAGAAUGGAUGCAUCUGAGAGGGGACGACUGCUGGCCAAACUGGCUGACCUGGUGGAGAGGGACAGUGUGUAUUUAGCAACCAUCGAGUCACUGAACAGUGGGAAGCCUUUCCUGCCCACCCUGUUUGUCGACCUCCAAGGAACUAUAAAGACUCUGAGAUACUUUGCUGGAUAUGCUGACAAGAUCCACGGCACCUCCAUUCCAAUGGAUGGAGAGUAUCUGACAUUUACUAGAUAUGAGCCGAUUGGAGUCUGCGGACAAAUUAUCCCCUGGAACUUCCCUCUGAUGAUGACAGCAUGGAAGCUGGGUCCAGCACUCGCAUGUGGAAACACUGUUGUCUUGAAACCUGCUGAGCAGACACCACUCACCUGCCUCUACAUAGGAGCUCUUAUUAAGGAGGCCGGGUUUCCACCGGGAGUCAUCAAUAUUUUGCCAGGAAAUGGGCCAACUGCAGGAGCUGCAAUUGCUUCGCACAUGGGCAUAGACAAAGUGGCUUUCACAGGAUCGACCAAGGUUGGCAAGCUGAUCCAAGAGGCAGCGGGAAAGAGUAACCUGAAGAGGGUAACGCUGGAGCUGGGAGGCAAGAAUCCCAACAUCAUAUUUGCAGAUGCAGAUUUGGACCUGGCUGUGGAACAGGCCCACCAGGGUGUGUUUUUCAAUGCAGGUCAGUGCUGCACAGCAGGCUCACGCAUCUUUGUGGAGGAGCCCAUAUAUGAUGAGUUUGUUCGGAGGAGUGUGGAGCGAGCCAAGAGGAGGAUAGUUGGCAGUCCCUUUGACCCCAUGACUGAGCAGGGUCCACAGAUCAGCCGGGAGCAGCAGAACCUUGUGUUGGAGUUUAUCCAGAGCGGCAUCGGUGAAGGAGCCAAGCUGGAAUGUGGAGGCAAAGCUCUGGGCUGUAAAGGGUUCUUCAUUGAGCCCACUGUUUUCUCUAAUGUUAGGGAUGACAUGCGCAUCGCUAAAGAGGAGAUUUUUGGACCCGUCCAGCAGAUCUUCAAGUUCAAAACUAUCGAGGAAGUGAUAGAAAGAGCCAACAACUCAGAUUAUGGUUUGGUUGCUGCUGUAUUCACCAACGACAUCAACAAAGCCAUGACCAUUUCCAUGGCCAUGCAGGCCGGCACCGUCUGGAUAAACUGCUUCAACGCUCUGAGCACACAGUGUCCAUUUGGAGGAUACAAAAUGUCUGGUAAUGGACGUGAACUAGGAGAAAGCGGCCUAAGGGAGUACUCAGAAGUGAAGACCAUCACAAUGAAGAUGGUCACCAAGAACUCUUAAGGCAGCGACACUUUUCUGGGAGGAGGCAGUGUCUUCCUCAUCACUGCCUCUUGUCAGUCCGUCCACUGUGGCAAACCGCACCAACCAUCAAAACUCGCUAUCUUCAUGGUAUCUACAGGUUGUUUUCACCCGCUGCCUUUAGUCCCCCUGUCCACUCAAACUUGCUGUCAGCCUUUCCUUGUCUAGAUAUAUCCAGGUUUCAACUGGUAACCACUGAACUACCCCUGAUUCUUUAUACCACCUCCACUAACUACACUAAAGCACUCAGAGAUGAUGAGGGUGGCUGCUCCGCCUUCAACGGUCAACAUCAACAACCUUCCCAGCCACUGAUCUCCUCCCCAGAUGCUGGAUGCUCAGAGACUCAGUUGCCGCACUUGCAAUCAGCCCCUUUGCAAGCUACUUGUUUUGUGUUGGGAGGCAGUUUUUCAUUGUACUGUGCGGUAUGAUUGUCAAACUUAAUGUGUCAUUGUCUUCAUAGAACUUACGCUAGCAUAUCAACUCAUUCAAGACCACUGAUGAUGUCAGCCUCAGACAUGAAUGGAUGAAAUGUUAAUUCAGAAUUAAAACUGAUUUUUAAUUGUCUGUUUAUAUUUUAGCUCAUAUGACUUAACACUGUAUGUAAACCUUUGACAGACUUAAACGUGAAAGAUUUUAAACUCAUUAUCUAAAAAUCAUUUUACUCUCACCUGCUAAAAGAGGAGUAGAUGUAUUUUAAACUUUAUGUAACUGAUUUUCUUUGAUGUCCAUCUAUGUUUAUGUUUAUACAAUUAUAUGCUAUAAAAUUAUAAAAUGAC
Molecule: messenger RNA, 2535 nt
Organism: Melanotaenia boesemani (Boeseman's rainbowfish)
Lineage: Eukaryota; Metazoa; Chordata; Actinopteri; Atheriniformes; Melanotaeniidae
Gene: aldh1a2
Product: aldehyde dehydrogenase 1 family, member A2
Exons: 13
Coding region: 185-1741 (518 amino acids)
Molecular function (GO): aldehyde dehydrogenase (NAD+) activity
Source: RefSeq, a predicted model, not a curated record